Messenger RNA from Magallana angulata, 2344 nucleotides. RefSeq names its product long-chain fatty acid transport protein 6-like. The transcript has 11 exons. The coding region runs from base 172 to 2076 and encodes 634 amino acids. The record is from RefSeq and is a predicted model, not a curated record. Gene Ontology annotation, molecular function: long-chain fatty acid-CoA ligase activity; long-chain fatty acid transmembrane transporter activity. Lineage: Eukaryota; Metazoa; Mollusca; Bivalvia; Ostreida; Ostreidae.
UAUUUUUCAUUAAUGUUCUUCGCUUCACUGGAUUUGAUCGGUGUGAUCCGCCAACAGAUUAUCAUACCUCUAGAUGAGUUAUCGUUCUUUUUUUUAGCAUAACAAGUCAACUGUUGGCGUUGAUAAGACGUUAAAGAAAAAGUACAUUUGUACGUUUCAUUUUAUACUUGCAUGUACCAGAAAUCAACCAUGUGGACCGUGAUUGCAGGCGCCAUUACCGGGCUCUUUGGCGCCUCGUACCUCGGAAUCAAAUUCUGGGCGCCGUGGGUCGUCUACGAUCUGAAAUAUAUCUGGACAGUUAUGAUUUCUUCCGUAUUACCAAUGUUAUCUGAUAUCAAAAAGAGAAAACUACCCAUCGACCGCUUCCAAGAAACGGUAAAAAGGGACCCAAAGAAAACCAUGCUAAUAGUUGAAAAAUCCUCGUUUUCAUACGGCGAGGGAAACGCCCGGGCCAACAAGAUUGCCCAUUCUGCACUUAGCCUGGGAUUAAAACGAGGCGAUGUGGUUGCCAUUAUUCUAGCGAACGAACCCGAUUUUAUUUGGACGAUACUAGGGUUGCAGAAAGUUGGAGUGCAGAUGGCGUUCAUUAACUUCAAUCUGAGGAACGAAUCAUUAGUUCACGUCAUCAAGGUGGCCGAGCCCAAAAUGAUUUUUGUGUCCAGAGAAAAGGACAUUCAAAAUCCAGUUUCUGAUAUAAAGAAUGAAUUGGCUGGAAUACCAAUCUACCAUUUUGGAGAAGCAGACGACCCAGAUUUUAAGCCGCUGGAUGGCGUAAUUGAGGAGUCGUCUGAUCAAGAUGUUUCUGAAGAAUUCCGAAAAGAAAUCAAAAUGAUCGACAACUGCUGUUAUGUUUACACAUCGGGGACAACAGGCUUACCUAAAGCAGCUUAUAUUCCAUAUGAAAAAGUCGUAAAGGCUUCCUGGGCUUUGGCAGCAUUGAAUAUAAGCAAGGACGACAUUAUUUACACGUCACUUCCGCUCUACCAUUCUGCUGCCUCUCUACUUACUGUGGAAAAUGUAAUAAGAACGGGAGCAACAGUGGUGCUCAAGAAGAAGUUUUCCGCCUCUCAGUUUAUCCGAGACUGUCGGGACCACCGGGUAACAGUAGUGCAUUACGUCGGCGAAAUCUUGCGAUACGUAGCUGCUACGCCUCCGAGUAGCUCAGAUUCGGACCACUGUAUACGGUGUGCUUUUGGGAAUGGAUUGAGGAGGGAUGUGUGGAAAGUCAUGUCGGACAGAUUCAAAAUACCCCAUAUCUACGAGUUCUACGCGGCGACAGAAAUGCCUGUGGGUAUGGUGAACAUCUCAAAUAAACUAGGCGCCGUCGGUCGUAUGUCCCCUUUAUUGAAAAUGACCUUGCCAAGCGAAUUCGUCCUAUAUGACCAAGCAACCGAAGACGUUGUGAGAAACAAGGAUGGAUUGUGUGUUUUGGCCCCUCUUGAUACACCUGGACUGUUGCUGUUGAAGUUAAAUGAAAGACGCCGUAUGACGUUUGAGGGAUAUAAAGGAAAAGAGUCCGAACGGAAAAAGAAAUUGGUGCAUGACGUCAUAGUACCCGGAGACUGUUACAUCAACACGGGGGACGCCUUUACAAGGGAUAAGGACUAUUUCGUGUAUUUUGCAGACAGACUAGGUGACACAUUCAGAUGGAAAGGGGAGAACGUAUCCACCACAGAAGUCGCCAAUAUCCUCGUGGAACUGGACAUUUUAACUGAUGCGUGUGUAUAUGGUGUCGAGAUUCCAGACAACGAAGGAAAAGCUGGCAUGGCGGCUGUAAGCCUAAAACACUCCCUUAAAACCGAUGACUUGUCUCUGACUCAGGAACAAAUAAAGGCCAUUGCCCAAAUCAGUGAGAAACAUUUGCCCUCUUAUGCUAGACCCAGAUUCAUCAGAGUCGUGAAAGAGUUUGAAUACACCAGUACCUUCAAGCAAAGCAAGCUGAGACUGAAGCAAGAGGGUUACGACCUAGACAAAGUAGAUUCGCCUGUUUAUUAUCUGAAUUGCAAAGAAAAUACAUACAAGGAAAUGACUCCAGAGAUUGAGAAACAAAUAAAUUCUGGAGUUAUCAAAAUGUAGACAGUUCUUGUCAUGUUUUUGGUAUGCGAUAUUUGGAAUAAUAAACAGACUUCCAGAUGAAUAUUUUAUUUCGAAUUAAAUGAAAUGGGGAAGGAUAAGAAAUGUAGUAUGCAUCUUUUUGAAGGAGUGUCGAUUUGUAUAUUUCUAUAUUCUAUCUAUAAGUAUUAUUUACACCUAUUUAAUUAUAUUUUUGAUAUCAUUGUAAUUUUGUGAGAUUCUACCUCAGUCGUACUCAGUCUACUCAAAUGAAUAAAAUCAGAAUAUCAUA